This is a messenger RNA of Aspergillus welwitschiae, 968 nucleotides long. RefSeq lists its product as uncharacterized. The record is from RefSeq and is a predicted model, not a curated record. Lineage: Eukaryota; Fungi; Ascomycota; Eurotiomycetes; Eurotiales; Aspergillaceae. The transcript has 7 exons. Bases 24 to 968 code for a protein of 314 amino acids.
UACACCGAUGGAUCUGGCUCGCGAUGUCGUUGACCAAGAAGACGACACAUUUGGAUUAUAUGCCAACUCGCCUCGUCGCCGCCAUGGUCACUCAGAUAUUCUUAUACAUGAUAGACAGUGGCUUUCAUUACGGCUACAUAUGCACAGGGGAGGCUUUGGUUUUCCUCCACAACCCAAAAAUUAAUCCCACCAUUGUUCAAAAUAUUCCUUGUGUAUCCCGAAUCAGGAUGUGCAGGACGAUGAAUUGCGCCUCCACCGGACCGCUACCGGCCAAGUGCAUGGGCUCACGCUUCAAGCGCUGGCCGUCGAACCUCUCACUGGAAAUGAGAUCGGAAGUACGCAACGCACGCGCUCGCGCUCGUUGUCAACCAGUCGUAUCUACACCCAAACACUCGUCCACCGAAGGCAGCGGCAAUAUAAAGUACCCCGACUGGAAACCCCACUACAGCCAGAGACACUCCAUCGGACUGCAGGAGUUCACACACCAUUUUCAUUGUCAACUUGCCGGAGGUCGAGUCUUUGGAUUCGAACAGUUGCACACGUGUGGUCGGACAGAAAACCGAUACCUCGGCAAAAAACAGCAUCGUCUUCAAGCGGAAGGUCAACACAUCCCUUGGUACCACGGCAGAAGAAUGACGCAGAAGAUGAUCUUGAGCCGGUCUGGAACGCGGCUUCAGCAUGCGCGCAACAAAGCUCUGGCCGAGAUCUGUUCGUGUGGAGCUACCCACUGCGACAGUGAGUGGCGUAACAUGCUGUGGGAUGACCUGAGUGGCCAUCUGGUUGUAGUUGACCUGGAGGACAUGAAAUGGUUGAAGCGCCCUGGGGCCCUCGAUUACAUCUCGGACAGUACGCAGCGUACUCGCUGCGUCGGAGCGAUGAAAUAUAAGCCCGGCUUCAAAAAGGUGGAGUAUACUGUAAACAGUAUGGCAGUAUCUCAGGCCCUCCCCCUUCGAUCGAAAUCUUUCUAA